GCGCAUCUUGAAGGAAAACCAUCCCCUUUAUGCAGGCGAGAGAAAAAGAAGCAAUUUCUUGCAGAUCGAGUUCUCUUCCAAACCCUAACCCUACGCACAGAUCCUUUGUGAUCCGAAAUCCUAGAUCUCCCUAACCCUAGAAUCGAACAGAUCCUUACCGUCAAUCACCAUACGACAAUGGGGAACACCGAGAAGCUGUUGAACCAGAUCAUGGAGCUGAAAUUUACCGCCAAAUCCCUCCAGCGCCAGGCCCGCAAGUGCGAGAAGGACGAGAAAUCCGAGAAGCUCAAGGUCAAGAAGGCGAUCGAGAAGGGCAACAUGGACGGGGCCCGCAUCUACGCUGAGAACGCGAUCCGCAAGCGGACGGAGCAGAUGAACUACCUCCGCCUCUCGUCCCGCCUCGACGCCGUCGUGGCCCGCCUUGACACCCAGGCCAAGAUGACGACCAUCAACAAAUCCAUGGCGUCGAUUGUCAAGGCCCUUGAUUCGACGCUCGCCACUGGGAAUCUCCAGAAGAUGUCGGAAACGAUGGACCAGUUCGAAAAGCAGUUUGUGAACAUGGAGGUCCAGGCCGAGUUCAUGGAGAGCUCGAUGGCAGGCAGCACAUCGCUGUCGACUCCGGAAGGGGAAGUCAACAGCCUGAUGCAACAGGUGGCGGAUGAUUAUGGGCUGGAAGUGUCGGUGGGGCUGCCGCAGCCAGCAGCGCAUGCGAUCCCUGCCAAGGUGACCGAGAAGGUGGACGAGGACGAUCUGUCGAGGCGCCUUGCCGAGCUCAAGGCCAGAGGUUGAGGGAAUUCAGAAUUGGGAUGGUGAGCAUCCUUAUUUACUUUAUGUAAUAUAUUGAAUAUGCUGGAGUUUUUUCUUUUUCUUUUAUAUAUCCCUAUGUGGAUCUUUGAAUUGCUUCGGAUAGCAUGAAUUGCGAAUUUCUGAUGUGGGAUUAUGAUGGGAUUGAAGAAUAUUGCAGGGAAAUUCUGAAAUCUA
Molecule: messenger RNA, 981 nt
Organism: Magnolia sinica
Lineage: Eukaryota; Viridiplantae; Streptophyta; Magnoliopsida; Magnoliales; Magnoliaceae
Product: ESCRT-related protein CHMP1B
Exons: 1
Coding region: 178-789 (203 amino acids)
Biological process (GO): late endosome to vacuole transport; endosome transport via multivesicular body sorting pathway; protein transport
Cellular component (GO): ESCRT III complex; multivesicular body
Source: RefSeq, a predicted model, not a curated record